Molecule: messenger RNA, 2351 nt
Organism: Calliphora vicina (urban bluebottle blowfly)
Lineage: Eukaryota; Metazoa; Arthropoda; Insecta; Diptera; Calliphoridae
Gene: nvy
Product: nervy
Exons: 8
Coding region: 255-2204 (649 amino acids)
Biological process (GO): DNA-templated transcription; negative regulation of DNA-templated transcription
Cellular component (GO): nucleus
Molecular function (GO): transcription corepressor activity
Source: RefSeq, a predicted model, not a curated record
UGUAACGUAAAGACGUUUGUGCGGAAAAGCGUUUAGCACUACAGCCGGUUAUUGUUGUUGUGUUUAAAUAAUUAACUACAACAAACAAAAUAAAAAAAAAACAAUAUUAAUAACGACACAGUUGGUUGCAAGAAGCAAGUGUUUUCAAUAUUUAUUUAAAAAGAACAAGAGAAAAAAAAAUUUAGUUUGAAACGAACAAUUGGAUAAACAAAAAACGUGCUGCGGCGGCUGCUGCUGGUUCUGGUUGCCAGAGUAUGUUUGAUAAACUGAGGAUGGCUCUCGACGGUAAAACGAUUAUAAAAGAAGAAAUAACAGACAAAGACGCCUAUGAGGCUUCAGCAUCAGCUAAUUCUACACGCAGAACAAAAGCCACUUCAAAUUCUUCCAGCAGCAGUAAAGAUUCCACCACGUCGAACGGCAACAAUAACAAUACGGGUACCAAUCCCACCGGUACAACCACCAAUUCGCGUUCCUGCCGCACUCCCGACUCACCCGAAUCUGCCAGAGCUGUAGCUCCUCGAUCACCCAUGUCUCCGCAACUGCAUCAACAUCACUCCAGUUUGGCACCGCCGCCUAGACCCAAUCGUAAUGCUAGCGCUUCACCGGUAAUUAAUGGUGCCACCACCACUCCGCCGCCUCAGCCCACAGUACAGAGUGCACAAGCAGCUGUAGCAGCGGCCGCAGCAGCAGCUGCUCAUGUUGAACAGGCCCGUUUGUUGGGUAAAAUACGUAAAUUUCUAGGAUCUCUAGUGCAAUUAGCCCAGGAUGUGCAUCCCGAUGUUAGUGAUCGUGUAAGAGCUUUGGUUUUGUCUUUGGGCAGUGGUGGCAUUAGUAUUGAUGAAUUUCGCAUGGCUCUGCAGGAGGCCAUUAAUUUGCCCUUAAGGCCGUAUGUCAUUCCACUACUAAAGAAUCAUAUUUCUUUGCUGCAAAGGGAGAUUGUGGCCUUAGCUCGUGCCACAAAUCAGACUACUCUGCAAUAUGUGACCACAAAUGAAAAUUCUGUAAUGGAGUUUUCUCCUCAUGGGCCACCAGCUGAAUACAGCGAUAUUUUUGUGCAAAUCGACAGUCAAUCUAAUGGGAAUUCUGCCACAAGUCUGGUGUUUAAAAGGCGACCUUCGGACACUUUAAUGGAGCCGCAUGGUCAUAAUGGUGCCCAGGAAUGGAAUGAUUAUAUGGCAGCUUAUCCGCCGGCUAAACGUUUACAUGCCCAUAAUCCCCACACCUCCCAAAACGAAUCGCGUAUACCAUUUGCCUCCGCCCAGCCAACCAUAUUUGACUAUUCAACUUCUGGAGCAAAUGCUGCACAAUCGGAGGGUUCUUUCAGUAAUUUAAUGGAAAAGUCCAAUCACCGAGAUGAACGUGAGCUUAGAUCGACUGUUAACGCAGAACCUUCAUCUCAUCGGCCUUUGGCACGUUCGGUUAUGCCUACCGCUAGCAGUGGUCCGGGUGGUGGAGGCCCUGGUGGUUCUGCUGGUCCCCAAGGUGAAGAAGAAUGGAAGAACAUACACACCAUGUUGAAUUGUAUAUCCGCCAUGGUUGAUAAAACUAAACGAGCCAUUACGAUACUACAGCAACGUGGCGUUGAACCCCAACAGCCCAAUUAUGGUGAAAUUACACCGGCCACUUUAAUGGAAAUACGAAGACAAACUGAGGAGAAAGUGGCUGAAUUUAAAAGAAAUGCAGAAGAUGCUGUUAAUCAAGUCAAACGCCAAGCCGUCAUUGAAAUCCAAAGAGCCGUUGUGGCCGCCGAAACUCGUGCCGCCGAAGUUAUGGCCCAGGAACGUUUGCGCAUGGAAAAGUUUUUCGUUGAAAUGAGUCGACAUUCCGGCAGCGAAAGAGAAAUCGAUAAUAAAUCACCCUCCAUAGCUGCUAGUCAAAAUGCCUGUUGGAAUUGUGGUCGUAAGGCAACAGAAACCUGUUCGGGUUGUAAUUUGGCACGUUAUUGUGGUGCGUUUUGUCAGCACAAGGAUUGGGAACAUCAUCAUCAGAUUUGCGGCACCACACGAACAACCGAUCUGUCGACGAAGCACGCUUCCCAAGUUAUACCACUGUCGGCCAAUAUACGCGGCGCAUUAACACGAUCACCACCCACACCCUCGCAACCACCAGCCCAUUCACAAGCGGCCCAAAAUCAGGCCACUUCAACAGCAAACAAUGCGCCACAGCCGAGUUCAUUGGUGGCCAAUGGCAUCGGUUCCAAAUGACGUAUUCGCAUGAUGAAACCCAAAAAGAAAUAUAUGUGCUAGUCAAAUUAAAUACAUACACACCCACAACUAUUAUUAAUUAAAUUAAAAAGAAAAUACAAUUAUAAAAAAUACUUAAAUCUUAAUACAAACAAAAAAUUAAAAAAA